AUGAAUAAAAUAAUAGUUUUUAUAGCAACUUAUAUGUCAGCGGUGUCAUCUGGACCGCCAGCAAAGAAUUAUAAGGACCAGUUCUGUGUUGACCCCCGCACGAUGGAAAAGCAUGAAGUGUACCAGGAAUGGGCUGAUGCGUACUCCUGCACGCGGCAUAGGUGCCAACCUGGUGGGAGAAACCUGGCCAUCUAUACCGUUGGAUGUAAACGAGUAGAAGCGCCUGAAUCAGCCAUUGAGUGUGAAGAAGUAGUAGAAGACACUAACAUGCAGUUUCCUUACUGUUGUACAAGACUCAGGUGCCUAGUGGUGGUUCGUGGUGAAGUUUGGACUAAAGUCUUGGGUCAACCGUGGGAAAGUCUACCAGCGGCACCAUGGAGCCACAUGUACAAGAUGAAGAAACCACCACCUAUUGAUGAACUUCCUAAGAACGCUGUCCAAGGUCCAAUAUAUGAAAUCCAGACGGAACACGAAGAAAAGGUAGACAAAGUCCUUCGUGCGUCAAAGAAAACAACGGAAAGUCCAGAUUGUCAAGAUAUGGUACCACGAGCAGCUGCAUCUCCCGAUAUUGUGAUUGCUUUGACAACUGGAAACGAUGAAAAGGAACACAAGCAAAUAGAAGCUCUAAGGCGCAAACGUCCACGUAAAAGUACGUCUAGUCCUUAUUUGGACGACAACGAUAAAGAACACAACUUGGAAGUUGAAGAUUCUGUCAAUGAAAAAGUGCCUGCUGAAUCCGAUGAAAAAUAUUUCGACCGUGACAUUGGAGUCACGCAGAAAAUAGGACAAGAGACGCAUCAAGGAUGGACGGCAUUACCGCACGACCAGUGGAAUGAACACGACGUUGUGGACAACACGGAACCACCUCAACUAGAUAGAGAUUCAGAAGACAGACCUGACAAGGCUACCGGUUUGCAGGCCUUAGUGGAUGCUAUCGGAAACCGAAUGCGAGACAUCGAAAAUGUAGUGCAGAAAAUGAGUGAGAAGGUCCACCAGAAAGUUGAACCGGCGUUCACCAGUUUGGAGACAAGGCCACAUGUAGAGGGUUCAGUAUCAAAACACCACGUUGCAGGAGAUCAGAAGGUGGAGUAUGAGAAACAAAAGAAACCGAGCCCAGAUUCGGAUUAUAAGCGUUUCUCAGUAAAGAAUCGAAGUCGGUACCUGGCUGGGAGCACGGAAACGCCUAUUGAACAGCCACUAUUCGUUGAGGACACUGUGGGGCAAGGCUACUUUAGCGACGCUAGUAACAGCAUAAUGAGAAGAAUUAACCCUCCGAAGGAACCAGCUACAUACAUGGCGCCUGUAGAAACUCGAAGGAAACACACGGACAGCGGAGACGAUAGUGAAAAGCAUAAGAAAAAACAUACGCAUAAGAAAAAACAUGGAAAGGGAAAAGGUCAUCACAAACAUCACGGAAAGGAUGACAAGAGGAAACAUUUCAACAAGCUGGCCUCAAAUGAACUGGAUAAAAACAUUGUUUCGCUAGAAGACAGUAGCACAAAUAAAUAA
Messenger RNA from Leptosia nina, 1509 nucleotides. The record is from the annotation of a GenBank genome assembly. NCBI's taxonomy places the organism in Eukaryota, Metazoa, Arthropoda, Insecta, Lepidoptera, Pieridae.